Neohortaea acidophila is the source of this 2560-nucleotide messenger RNA. RefSeq lists its product as uncharacterized. Gene Ontology annotation, cellular component: endoplasmic reticulum membrane. Lineage: Eukaryota; Fungi; Ascomycota; Dothideomycetes; Mycosphaerellales; Teratosphaeriaceae. The coding region runs from base 209 to 2509 and encodes 766 amino acids. Gene Ontology annotation, biological process: phospholipid biosynthetic process. The transcript has a single exon. Gene Ontology annotation, molecular function: glycerone-phosphate O-acyltransferase activity; glycerol-3-phosphate O-acyltransferase activity. The record is from RefSeq and is a predicted model, not a curated record.
CAUUUUUGGGGAAAACACCUCGACACGUUUCACCCGCCUGUCUGCAGACUUGACAUCUCUCCGCACCAUCACCUCCACUGAAACACCCUGGGCCGCUUAGUCCUUUCCCGAGAUGCAACACCAUUUCUUGCACGCGCCACGGCUUCGCAAGUGAAAGCCUCAACCUGUCCUGCUUCACCUCCUUCACCACCACACAACACCCCCCACUAUGCGGCGGCGAUCAUGGCUCGACGACUUCGUCUACGACAUUAUGCUCUGGAUCUCCAAUGUCGUCGUCGACCUCUUCUUCCGUGAAGUCCACCCUCGCGCCUCAUACCGUAUCCCUCGCCGUUCGCCCGUCAUCUUCGUCGCCGCGCCUCAUGCCAACCAGUUCGUCGACCCGCUCAUCCUCGGCUCCACCGUCCGACAUGACGCCAAACGCCGCAUUUCCUUCCUCAUCGCCGAAAAGAGCAUGCGCCGAAAGUUCAUCGGCCUGGCGGCCAGCCUUGUUGGCUCGGUGUCAGUGGGCAGGGCAUUGGAUCUGAAGAAGCCGGCCCAAGGGAAGAUCUACCUGCCCGACCCGGAUGGUGACCCCACCUUGGUCAAGGGCAAGGGCACGCAGUUCGACGACAAAAACAUAUAUAUGCCCGGCGGCCUGCUCGUCCUGCCGAGUGUCAACAAUGCUUCAGCCAAUACCGAGAUUAAGGAAAUUCUCGGACCCGACGAAAUCAGACUCAAGCAUCCCUUUGCUGGUGACGUGGCAUUCGAGCAGCUCACCGGACGUACACCGAAUGUGAACGGCAAUGGAAACGCGUCGGAUGACGAGGCAAAAGGGUCUUCAGACUUUGAGGGCACCAAGUUCAGCGUCGCCCCUCACGUCGAUCAAAGCAAGGUCUACGAGCGCGUCUUCAAGAAAAUCAAAGACGGAGGCUGCAUCGGCAUCUUCCCCGAAGGCGGCAGCCACGAUCGCACCGAGCUCCUGCCCUUAAAAGCCGGCCUCGCCAUCAUGGCGCUGGGUGCGCUGGCCGAAGAUCCAGACUGUGGCGUCACCAUCGUGCCGGUGGGCAUGAACUACUUCCACCCCCACAAGUUCCGCUCGCGCGCCGUCAUCGAAUUCGGCAAGCCAAUCACCGUCGAUCCGGAGCUCGUGCAGCAAUACAAGAACGGCAAUCGGAGGGACGCCAUCAGCCGCGUGCUGGACACUGUGUACAAAGGCCUCCAGACCGUCACCACCCUCGCCCCCGACUACGACACCCUUAUGCUCAUCCAGGCUGUACGUCGAUUAUACAACUCCAAGGGCAAGGAGCUGCCAUUGUCGAUGGUGGUGGAGCUCAACCGGAGACUGAUGAAAGGUUAUGCGACAUACAAAGAUGAUCCGCGCGUCGUCAAGUUGCGGAAGGAUGUGCUUGACUACAACCGGACGUUAUUCGGCCUCAACCUCCGCGACCACCAAGUCGGCUAUGCCAAGCACCCCUGGUGGAAAGUCAUGUUCCUCCUCACCUGGCGCGUACUGAAGAUCUCCGCUUUGAGCAUCGCCGUCCUCCCUGGUACCGUCCUGUUUGCGCCCGUGUUCAUCGCGGGCAAGAUCAUUUCCAUCCGCAAGUCCAAGGAAGCGCUGGCAGCGUCGACGGUCAAGAUCAAGGCGAGAGAUGUCAUGGCCACGUGGAAGAUCCUGGUCGCACUCGCCCUCACCCCGAUCCUCGAUGUCACAUACACCAGUCUGUUGACGUGGUGGACGUACUACAACCGAGUUGGGGGCCGGGUGCCACUCUGGAUCCCACUGUGGUCGGUGUACGUCUUUGGACUCAUCUUCUUCCCCGCCAUGUGCUUCAUGGCGCUUCGAUUCGGAGAAGUGGGCAUGGACAUAUUCAAAUCCCUGCGCCCGCUAUUCCUCUCCAUCAACCCGAGCUCCAGCAACUCUCUCGUGCAACUCAGCAAGCGGCGUGAACAGCUCGCCCACCGAAUCGACGACCUCAUCAACGAUCUCGGGCCCGAGCUGUUCCCCGACUUCGAUCGAAUGCGCAUCGUCCCGGAUCAGGAGGAUGAGGACGAGGCAGGAUCAUCAGACUCGGCAGGACCCGCGACACCCGCGCAGAGACGUGACGGCAGCGACAUUGAUGUCCUCAACCUCCCCCCACCCACCCCUCCCGGCCUGCACUUCCAACCACUGCACGCCUCGUCUAUCCCGCGCAACGAGAGCUUCAAAAACAUCGGCUCGGUCGGUCUGUUCGCAUCACGACCAGGCACGCCACAUACUACUAGGAGUAGGAGUAACAGCGGAUCGGAACCAGCCCUGUCUGGGACGCGGUUCGGGAGCGGCCUACGAGGCUUCACAGCCAUGCACGAGGCUGCGCCGGUCUCCAAGCCGGACUUGGAGGAAGUCAGUCGAAACCUGCAUGCCGCCAUGCGGGAGCGCGGACGUAGGCGGACCAGUGAUGCGGAGGGCUGGGUUGAAUUUGAGCGGACCCCGUCGCCAACGAGUGAGACAGACGGGGAGGGAUUACGGAUGGGAACGAAGAAGAAUGUGUGACGAAGCACGCGUCCGACGGCCUCUUGUGAUGAGUGUAAUUACGACGGUGGA